Culex quinquefasciatus (southern house mosquito) is the source of this 2967-nucleotide messenger RNA. RefSeq names its product mitoferrin (gene mfrn). The record is from RefSeq and is a predicted model, not a curated record. Gene Ontology annotation, cellular component: mitochondrial membrane. The coding region runs from base 615 to 1793 and encodes 392 amino acids. Lineage: Eukaryota; Metazoa; Arthropoda; Insecta; Diptera; Culicidae. Gene Ontology annotation, biological process: iron import into the mitochondrion. The transcript is spliced from 3 exons. Gene Ontology annotation, molecular function: ferrous iron transmembrane transporter activity.
UCUCUCAUCUCUCAUUCGCAAUCGGUCGUCCCUCGUGUGUUGUGGCCAGCAGCAGCAGCAGAGCCAGCAGCCAUUCACUUUCGAGUUUUUCGGAUUACGGAAUUUUGAAGCCCUCGGUUCGACUAGUUAAAGCUCGUUAAAAUCGUCGGUGUGGUCGCGGUCGAGCUGCUACUACUUUUGGCUACAAAUCGCCCUGCGUGUGUGCGUCGGAAAAUAGGUGCCUGCCAAGUGUUUUCCAUUACGUGAUAACCAGCGGGGGGAGGAAAGAAAAAAAAACACCUCGAAACUUCCCGGAACAUUCCCUGCACGCUGCAUAAGGAGGCGGUGGCGGCUGCAGAGAAGGGUGCAGCAGGGAUCUACAGCAGAAGGAAUCCCGGUUCUGUGGGACGUCAGCCAGGCACGAUUUGAAAGGGGGAAGUCCCUGAGUCGAGCAAUCUAAAUUGCAGCGAAUCCUUCGGAAGAUCCCCGCUCAGUAGUUGGAUUAACAUUUUUCAUUCGAUUCGUUUCACCUGGAGAUGCUAAAAGCCUAGGAGGACAGAGGAAGCAACUGGUUCAAAUUCCCACCCGUGACAGUUUUUCCGCUUGCCGCCGGAGGAGGACGGGUUGCAUGUGUCAUGAACCCGGACGAGUAUGAGCAGCUGCCGACGACGAGCGUAACGACCAACAUGACGGCCGGGGCGAUUGCCGGCGUCAUGGAGCACUGCGUCAUGUACCCGUUGGACUCGGUCAAGACGCGGAUGCAAUCGCUGACGCACAUGCACGCGCACGACACAAUCGUCUCGACGAUGCGCGACAUGGUCCGGACGGAGGGGCUGGGUCGGCCGUUCCGAGGUGUGAUGGCCGUGGUUGCCGGGGCGGGCCCCGCACACGCCCUCUACUUUGGCGCGUACGAGUACUCGAAGGAGGCGAUCGCGCGCAUCUCCGACCGGAACCAGAUCAACUACAUGGUGUCGGCGGCGUUGGCCACGCUCGUCCACGAUGCCAUCUCCAAUCCGGCCGACGUCGUCAAGCAGAGGCUUCAGAUGUACAACUCACCGUACAGAUCGGUGCUGCACUGCGCCCGAGUCGUCUACCAGACCGAGGGCCUGCGAGCGUUCUACCGAUCCUACUCGACGCAACUCGUGAUGAACAUCCCGUACUCGGCGAUCCAGUUUCCCACGUACGAGUUCUUCCAGAAGUUGCUCAACAAAGACAAUAAGUAUAACCCGCCGGUGCACAUGGUCGCGGGUGGGGCCGCCGGAGCAGCUGCCUCUGCGUUGACCACUCCACUGGACGUGUGUAAAACGCUGCUAAACACACAGGAGGACGGUGCCGGUAAGACGCGCGGCCUGCUGGAAGCAGCGAAGAAAAUCUACCGCACAGCCGGUCCGCUCGGCUUCUUCAAGGGUCUCCAGGCGCGCGUCCUCUACCAGAUGCCAGCGACCGCCAUCUGUUGGUCCACGUACGAGUUCUUCAAGUACAUCCUGACGGGCCCGGCCACGCGAGGCUCCCGAGGCGGUUCCGCGGACAUUGUCGCCUCCGCAGAACUCGUCAAGGAGGAAAAGAAGCUGUCCGAUCUGCGGUACGUCCUGCCGGUCAGCGCCGCCUCCGCCGAAGCAUCCGCCAGCAGUCUUAUCGUACGAACCGGAGCCUCCUCGUCGGCCGGAGGUUCUUCCUCCUCCGGCGAGCGAGACUGUGGCCGCCGGGAACUGCCGGCCAUGUCCGGAGCGGGAAUCUACGGCGCCAUGAGCUUCAACACGAUGCACUCGAACACUGAUCACACUCAGCACCAGCUGCGGCGACCCACCAACUAGAAGGUUGGUAUCGUGUCUGUGUCUGUGUUUGUAUAAUUAGGUUGGCGUCAAUCAUUGUUUCUUUAUUUCUCUCGUUUUUUUUUAUUAUUAUUUCAUCGAAGACACAUUGUGUAAUCGGCUCCAAAUCCCAGUUCAAUCGCCGUCGUCCCCCCGGGCGGGGACGGACCCUAGAAUCGAGUUAAUCAAAAACAAAAAUUCCCUUCCUUCAUCGAGUUCGAUGCGCGCGAGCGCGCGCGGUUUUCUUGAAGCAGGACGAAAUCGAAGCCCGUUUUCCGUGAUUUUCUUACAUUAAAAAUUUUAUUUAUGCUUUUGCUCGACAUUUUACGUUUCUUUCCCUUAUAAGUUACCCGAGUUAAAAAAACAGAUCCUUGGCGGUGGCGGCAGUCGUCCUCUGGUUCAAAAUCCCUUGUAUAAUUGUUAUUCGUUGUGUAAAUAGAAGCGAUCGCGAUCUCUUUGGUCGUCCAAGCGCUGCCACCGCAAACAAGCAACUUCACGCAAACAGUCAAUUAGAGAAGUGUAUGAUGAAAAGUCGCGCGCUCCCCCACGCUGCUCAAUUUUUUAAAAAAAAAUCGAACAAGCCGAGACAGUCUGGCUUGGUUUUUCCGUGGCUUGGGCUGUGUCUUCGAAGCUGGACGUUUUUUUUUGUUCAAGUUUUCACCUAUUUUUUUGAGAGAAAAGAAGUAGAAUUGAACGUCGAGGCGACGACACCUCUCCCCCCCCUCCACUCCUGGAUCGGUACUAAGUAUCGUCUGAUGGUGAGAUGCCAUAGAAUGCUUGAUACCAAAGGAAUCAAGUUUGAAGAGUUAGUAGCGAAAUUUGACGAAAGAGGAGAAAACACACACAAAGUAGUAGUGAGUACAUAUUUAAAACAAACAAAAAAUAAAAGCGCCCGCUGGAAAGUAAAGACCGAAUAAAACUCUGAUAUUAGGCAGACAAGAAAACGCGCGAGAUCAUAUUGGAAAACUUGCGUUCACCGGUGUAAGGAGGAAAAUGAAAAGCAACGUGUAUUUAGAAGGUGCGACACACGCAGGAAAGCGUAUAAAAGAGAAGAGAAUAACACAAAACAAAACAAAUAAAAGGUGUACAGUUGUACAAUGUGAAGAGCAACGUUUCAAAUUAAGCAGAAAACAAUAAAUACCUGUAUAUGAGUCAAGUUGAAGUUUCAAGUAAACCG